This is a messenger RNA of Drosophila persimilis, 721 nucleotides long. RefSeq names its product tail-anchored protein insertion receptor WRB-like. The transcript has a single exon. The record is from RefSeq and is a predicted model, not a curated record. NCBI's taxonomy places the organism in Eukaryota, Metazoa, Arthropoda, Insecta, Diptera, Drosophilidae. The coding region runs from base 71 to 604 and encodes 177 amino acids. Gene Ontology annotation, biological process: tail-anchored membrane protein insertion into ER membrane.
UAUUUUCAGACAUAUAUUUUAAUUUGGUCACUAAAACUCACCAUCAUUGGCCAUAAUCUGACACAAAGCGAUGGAACUUUUACCACUUAUAGCCCUGCUGAGUCUUAUCAACACGAUCCUGCCAGAUUUCAUACGGAACUACCUGAAAGUGUCACGUUUUUGGAAGACUAGCCGAGCGGACGGACGGCUGUGGCAAUCCGAGAUAGAUGCUGCCCGGGAGGAGUUGGAAAAUGUGCGCAAUGCGGAACAUUCGGGGGAGUACGUCAAGGCCAUUAAAACUCUGCGCGCGGAACGGAAAGUCGCCGAUGCAGAGGCCAAAUUCAAGUCGGCCAAAAAUAUAGACGCCUUCAAGGAGAUGGGAAUCGAUACGGUGGCAUAUUACGUAUCCAAAGUACUGUUGGCCCUGAUCCUUAUCGUUGUCAGCAUCCUGAAUCGCAGCACACCCGUGAUAGUCAUCGACUUGCGCAUCAGCCUGGCGCCAUUUACGGGCCUCCUGAGUUUUCCCACUGGCGUGUACAAUGCCAUUUCGGUGCCCGUCUGGGCAUUCUCCUGUAAUGUUACCUUUCGCUUGAUUUACAAUAUGAUAAUGAAGCGCGAUGCGUGAGUGAAGUGGAAUGGAUGGACCCAAGGAACCAAAACUGUGCGUUUAAAUGCAAUGGAUAUAUAGAAGGCGCUCGACAUACAUUAAAUUUUCUGUUAUGCUUGGCAAACGCUUCGUAAA